This is a messenger RNA of Pyricularia oryzae 70-15, 387 nucleotides long. RefSeq lists its product as uncharacterized. The transcript has 2 exons. Bases 1 to 387 code for a protein of 128 amino acids. NCBI's taxonomy places the organism in Eukaryota, Fungi, Ascomycota, Sordariomycetes, Magnaporthales, Pyriculariaceae. The record is from RefSeq and is a predicted model, not a curated record.
AUGGCGUCGACGUUGGCGGCGGUCCAAGCAGACUCGGUCCAAGCAGACUCGGUCGAAGCAUACUGCGUCAAUCAUGAACACUUGCGAUGGCAGGUGCAGGACGAAGACAUUGUCCUGGAAACCAUAAAAAGCCAAUGCAAAGAAGGGGGGAUUGCUGGUUUCUUUGCAGCCAAAGACGCCUACAAACGACAUUGCUUCAAGCUCGACUCGUCCAUGGAACCCUCCGAAUUUUACAUCCAGUGGAGGGGCAACGGCAACCAGACUCUUGAUGAUGACAUAUGCGCAGAACAACUCGAAAAGCUGGUUAGGAACUGUGCUACUGGCGGUCAGGAAGUCCUGUUUGAGUGGUUGUAUCUCGCCGUUUCCGGUUCCAAGAGUUGCGAAUAG